GUUGGUUAUUCAGCGAUUCACACCAAUUCUCAUUUCGCAGACGCUGUCCGGUCUUUACAUCUCUAUUACUAAGAUCCUAUAACAUCCAAUGAUCUUGACAUAGUCUGUUCUUUUUCUGCAGACUACCGGUACCUUUUCCGUUGAAGCCUGGCACCACAGCGUCAUUGAUAAGAGCUACACGAUUUCUCUAGCCGUCACCAGGUUUGAGACGGGCAGUCUUCGUACGGUACUCGGGGCGUUUGCUUGCUGAAGCUCUGCAACCCUUCAUCCAUCCAGAUACUAUGGGAAAUCUACGAUUAAACAUCGAGAAUGGUCACUUUAUCGAUGACCACGGGAGAACUGUGACCCUUCGAGGUAUCAAUGUAGCUGGAGAUGCCAAAUAUCCCAGCAAUCCAGACCAGCCUUCGCAUAUUCCCCAAGACUUUUUUGACGGAGACGCCGUUAAUUUCCACUCGAGACCCUUUCCGAAAGAGGAUGCACAUCUUCAUUUCUCCCGUCUAAAACGGUGGGGCUACAACACAAUCAGAUAUGUCUUCACAUGGGAGGCGAUCGAGCCAUCGGGCCCUGGGCUGUACGAUGAAGAAUGGAUCCAGCAUACCCUCGAGAUUCUAAGACUGGCAAGAGACUAUGGGUUCUAUAUUUUCAUGGAUCCCCAUCAGGAUGUGUGGUCGCGGUUUUCUGGAGGCUCUGGAGCGCCUAUGUGGACUCUCUAUGCUUGCGGACUGAAUCCUCAGAGUUUCGCAGCUACAGAAGCAGCCCUCGUACAUAACACAUAUCCUGAACCAGAAAAGUUUCCGAAAAUGAUCUGGUCUACAAAUUAUACUCGAUUAGCUUGCCAAACAAUAUUCACAUUCUUUUUUGCAGGACGAGACUUUGCGCCGAAGUGCAUAAUAGAUGGGAAGAAUAUCCAAGACUUUUUACAAGACCACUUCAUCAAUGCCCUGGCUCAUCUUGCCAAACGAAUACACGAAGCUGGCGACUUGGAGGACGAAAUUGUGAUUGGGUGGGAGAGCAUGAACGAGCCAAAUCGUGGAUUGGUGGGUUGGCCGGACAUUACUGUCAUACCGAGUGAACAGAAGCUGCAGAAGGGUACAUCGCCAACGGCAUGGCAAGCCAUAUUGACUGGUUCGGGAAGGGCUUGUGAGAUUGAUACGUGGGACUUUGGAGGAAUGGGUCCAUAUAAAUCUGGUCGGGUUCUGGUAGACCCUCAGGGAGAAAGUGCAUGGCUUCCCGUAGGAUACGAUGAGUCACGGUAUGGAUACAAGCGGGAUCCAGGAUGGAAACUUGGAGAGUGUAUAUGGGCUCAACAUGGUGUCUGGGAUCCGAGUACCGACAUGGUCCUCAAGAAAGAUUAUUUCAAGAAGAACCCCAGGACCAACGAAGUCAUUGACUACGAGACAUUCACAAACACUUACUGGAUGGAUUACUACAGGAGACAUAGAGACGCUAUUCGAAGUCACCAUAAAGAGGCUAUACUCUUCGCCCAGCCACCAGUGCUUGAGAUACCUCCGUCGAUCAAAGGUACCAAGGAUGAUGAUCCAAAAAUGGUCUAUGCGCCUCAUUACUAUGAUGGUGUGACCCUCAUGACGAAGAAGUGGAACCGAUACUGGAAUGUCGAUGUUUUCGGUAUUCUUCGAGGGCGUUAUCUUAGUCCUGCAUUUGCUGUGAAAAUUGGAGAGACUGCUAUUCGGAACUGUUUCCGAGAUCAAUUGACCGCGAUCAGGCAAGAAGGACUGGACUAUAUGGGGAACCACCCUUGCGUGUUGACCGAAUUUGGGAUACCCUACGACAUGGACGACAAAUAUGCAUAUAAGACAGGAGAUUACUCGAGCCAGUCAGGUGCUAUGGAUGCAAAUCAUUUCGCAGUGGAAGGUAGUGAAAUGGCGGGAUAUACAUUGUGGCUGUAUAUGUGUGAAAACAAACACCAUCUUGGCGAUCAGUGGAACGGAGAAGACUUGUCAAUCUUUUCUCUUGACGAUCAACCUCUUCCACUGUCCCCAAUCCCACCAACACCUUUAAACCAAUCCACCACCAGUCUUGUCCCGAAACCAGGCCCCAACAACAAGAAGGAAUUCUCGGAUGAGUCGACUGUCAAUCCGGGUAACAUCAAAGACAAACUAAAAACUCCUUCAAUCUCUUCAAAAGCCACAGACGCCCCUCCGGAGCUCACCAAUGCUCCGGGGUUUCGAGCUGCUGAGGCUUAUAUUCUGCAUUAUGGCUUCGACUUGAGGAAUUGCAUAUUCACCUUCAAGCUGCACGCUCAUAAAGCCGGCACUGAUGAGAAACCAACUGAGAUCUUCUUGCCUGAAUUUCACUUCCCAAAAGACAAAUGCGACAUUGAAGUCACUGCUGGUAAAUGGACCAUCAGCACGGAUGAUGCGGAUGGCGGCAUGAUUCAGAGAUUAAGGUGGUGGCACGUUGAAGGUGAACACUCCAUCAAGGUCACUGGUGUGCAAAGGCGGCAGAACAUGGCACUUGGUAAAGAAGAGGAAGAGGGCUAUUUGGAUCAGUGCCAGCAGAGUAAAUGCUCUGUCAUGUGA
Mollisia scopiformis is the source of this 2540-nucleotide messenger RNA. Its product is annotated as glycoside hydrolase. The transcript is spliced from 5 exons. The record is from RefSeq and is a predicted model, not a curated record. Gene Ontology annotation, biological process: ergosteryl 3-beta-D-glucoside catabolic process; carbohydrate metabolic process. Gene Ontology annotation, molecular function: steryl-beta-glucosidase activity. NCBI's taxonomy places the organism in Eukaryota, Fungi, Ascomycota, Leotiomycetes, Helotiales, Mollisiaceae. The coding region runs from base 282 to 2540 and encodes 752 amino acids.